Molecule: messenger RNA, 3747 nt
Organism: Populus nigra (black poplar)
Lineage: Eukaryota; Viridiplantae; Streptophyta; Magnoliopsida; Malpighiales; Salicaceae
Product: putative leucine-rich repeat receptor-like serine/threonine-protein kinase At2g24130
Exons: 3
Coding region: 670-3654 (994 amino acids)
Biological process (GO): protein phosphorylation
Molecular function (GO): receptor serine/threonine kinase binding; ATP binding; protein kinase activity
Source: RefSeq, a predicted model, not a curated record
CAUACCUCUUGCCCCCUAGCUCUUCACCAACUCAACCACCUAUUCCAAGCCUAGUGGAGGCUUUCAUUUCCAUCAAAUUCUCCAUUUGUGAGGAUGAUGAAGAAAUGAUAACGAGACAACCAAAAACAAUAGACAGACUUGCGCAGAAAUUUUGGUUCUUUCUGUACCAUGAAAACGAGAGAUUCAUUCCCGUUGUUUUUGGUUGAUAUGACUCAGGAUUGGCAUCUUGUUCCAGAAUGACAAGCCACAGACAGUGGCCUUAGUCAUCUGCACUCGAAGAACACUAAGAAUGUCAACUGAGCUCUUCUAGAAACAAGUUUUACUCCUAUCACACAAAAAUGUCAACUGCAUUACCUGAAAGAAACACAUCUUGCAUCCACGAUGAACAGGGUAAAGAAAUGUCACAUACAACCUCUUUGUGCGUGUAUCACAUGCAUAUGCAACUGUGCGGGCAAAGUAAAGCAUAUUUCAACAGUAAAGGUUGAAAUUGCGCGUGCCCUACUACGUACGAAAAGAAAAAGGAUAAGCCAAUCUGCUCUGGUGUCCCUUCAAUGCAUAUUCAUUUAGGCUUAGUUGAAGGUCUACUCAUCAUGAGAAAAGAGGAUGAAAGUGUAAGGAGCAAGGGUUCUCAUAAAAGAAACAUUACUGGACACUUGCAACAGAAGAAAAAUGAUCUUCAUCAGAACAUUUCUGCUUCUGCUCCAGCAUUUAUUUCUAAUGUCUCCUUUUGCAGUUUCAGGUUCUCACCACCAUCGUAACCAUUCCUUGCUUGCUGACAAGGCUGCUCUUCUAGCAUUCAAAAAGACCAUAGUUUUUGAUCCAAAGUACAUGCUAGCUACCUGGACUGAAGAUGGAGAUGUUUGCAGCUUCACAGGUGUCAGAUGCGACAAACAUCGACAGAGUGUGGUAAAACUCAAUCUGUCCCGCAGUGAACUCACAGGGCCACUGUCUCCCAUCAUUUCAAAUCUCAGUGGGCUUCGAAAUCUCAGUCUUUCUGAGAAUAACUUUUAUGGCAUUAUUCCUCCUGAAUUUUCUUCUCUUCAGCAUCUGCAUUCUCUCUUGCUAGACAGCAACAAUCUACAUGGCCCAUUUCCAGAAUUUCUUUCCAUUCUUCCCAACCUUACUGUGCUAUCUCUCAACGGAAACCAUUUGACGGGCACACUUCCACCUUCCUUCUUCUCAAACUGCACUUCAUUAGCAAAUAUAGACCUGUCCCAGAACUUGCUCACAGGCCGAAUUCCUGAAGAGAUCGGAAAUUGUCCAGGCAUCUGGAACCUCAAUUUGUACAACAAUCAAUUUACAGGAGAACUUCCUGCAUCUUUAGCCAACAUUUCAGAGUUAUAUAAUAUAGAUGUGGAGUAUAACAAUCUCACUGGAGAAUUGCCUGCAAAUAUCAUAGGGAAACUAUAUUCAGUUGUCUCACUGCAUUUCUCGUAUAAUAAUAUGGUCAGCCAUGAUCGCAACACCAACCUCGAGCCAUUCUUCACAGCACUUGCAAAUUGUACCGAAUUAGAGGAGCUUGAGAUGGCUGGUAUGAAUCUUGGAGGAAGAUUGCCCAGUUCCAUUGGCCGACUUAGUGUCAAUCUAGAUACCAUGUUAAUGCAAGAAAACAGGAUCUCUGGAAUGAUCCCUUCAGAAAUAGCACAUCUUUCCAAUCUUACAGUGCUGAAUUUGACGUCCAAUUCUCUAAAUGGAACCAUUCCAGCCGAAAUCAACCAGAUGUCUUCCUUGGAGCAGCUUUUCUUAUCACACAACUUAUUAACUGGUGCAAUUCCAGCAGCAUUAUGUCAGCUCCCUCGUCUUGGUCUGCUUGACCUGUCAAACAAUCAACUCUCUGGUGAAAUUCCUGCAACUCUAGGAAACUUGGUUCGACUGAGUUUUCUGUUUCUCAACAACAACCUCCUUUCUGGAACUAUUCCUCCAACAUUAGGGCAGUGCACUGAUCUGUCCAAGCUGGAUUUGUCCUAUAACAAAUUGACAGGGAGCAUCCCUACAGAAAUAUCGGGUAUACGUGAGAUCCGAAGAUUUCUAAAUCUUUCACACAAUCAUCUUGAUGGUCCUUUACCUAUAGAACUCAGUAAGCUGGAAAAUGUGGAAGAGAUAGAUGUUUCAUCAAACAACCUCAGUGGAAGUGUCUUCUUUCAGAUAUCAAGCUGCAUCGCAGUGAAGCUGAUAAAUUUCUCACAUAAUUCUAUUGAAGGGCACCUGCCUGAUUCCAUUGGUGAUCUAAAGAACCUUGAAUCCUUUGAUGUUUCCGGAAACCACUUGUCUGGAGGGAUCCCAACAAGCCUCAACAAAAUUCAAAGCCUCAGUUUCCUAAAUCUUUCUUUCAACAACUUUGCAGGAGUAAUACCCUCUGGCGGUGUCUUCAAUUCUGUCACAGAUAAGUCAUUCUUAGGCAAUCGGCAUCUUUGUGGCACAGUUUAUGGCAUGCCGACAUGCUCUCGAAAAAGAAAUUGGUUUCACUCACGUAUGUUGAUUAUAUUUGUACUGGUCAUAUUUGCAUCAGCUAUCUUAACAACAAUAUGUUGUGUGAUUGGAAUCCGCAGCAUCAAGGCAAAUGUUUCCUCUGGAAACUCAGUGGACACAGAGCAGGCAAAAAAAUCAAAAACACCGGAACUGAUCCACAAUUUUCCAAGAAUUACAUAUAGAGAACUCUUGGAAGCCACAGAAGGAUUUGAGGAGCAGAGACUACUUGGGACGGGUGGCUAUGGCCGUGUUUACAAGGGGCUUCUUCAAGAUGGGACAGCCAUAGCCGUAAAGGUAUUGCAGUUGCAGUCUGGAAAUUCAACCAAGAGUUUUAACAGGGAAUGCCAGGUGUUGAAGAGGAUUAGGCACAGAAAUUUGAUAAGGAUCAUAACAGCAUGCAGUCUUCCUGAUUUCAAGGCUCUUGUUCUUCCACACAUGGCAAACGGAAGCUUGGAUAGCCGUUUAUAUCCACAUUCAGAGACAGGUUUGUGUUCAUGCAGUUCCGAUUUGACUCUUCUCCAGAGGGUUAGCAUUUGCAGUGACAUAGCAGAAGGAAUGGCCUAUCUGCAUCACCACUCUCCCGUUAAAGUCAUACAUUGUGAUCUAAAGCCAAGUAAUGUUCUUCUCAACGAUGACAUGACCGCUCUGGUUUCUGAUUUUGGUAUAGCAAGAUUAGUUAUGACUGUUGCGGGUGGAAACGGUGGGGCGGUUGAGAAUAUGGGAAACUCUACAGCAAAUUUGUUAUGCGGAUCAGUUGGAUAUAUCGCACCAGAGUAUGGGUUUGGAUCAAACACUUCUACAAAAGGAGAUGUUUACAGCUUUGGCGUUCUAGUUCUUGAGAUUUUGACCAGAAAAAGGCCAACAGAUGACAUGUUUGUUGAUGGGCUAAACCUACACAAAUGGGUGAAGACUCACUACCAUGGGAGAGUCGAAAGAGUGGUAGACUCUUCCUUGAUGAGAGCUUCAAGAGAUCAAUAUCCUGAAGUGAAAAGGAUGUGGGAAGUUGCAAUCGGAGAAUUAGCUGAGUUGGGUAUUCUUUGCACUCAGGAGUCCCCCACUACUAGGCCUACAAUGCUCGAUGCUGCUGAUGACUUGGACAGACUAAAGAGGUAUCUCAGUGGCGACACAACUGCCACUUUUGCUUCCUCUCUAGGAAUGUCGUCAUCCACUCUCAGUGAUGACUAACACCUUCCCUAUUUUCUGUACGUGCACUGUAACGCCUCUGGCAUCAGAAUAUUAUUUUAACCUUUCAAGAAUUUGACUAAAAAUCACCAGCAA